This is a messenger RNA of Aricia agestis (brown argus), 1654 nucleotides long. It is a transcript of the gene Flo1, whose product is annotated as flotillin-1. The record is from RefSeq and is a predicted model, not a curated record. Gene Ontology annotation, biological process: positive regulation of cell junction assembly; protein kinase C signaling; positive regulation of endocytosis. The coding region runs from base 128 to 1465 and encodes 445 amino acids. Lineage: Eukaryota; Metazoa; Arthropoda; Insecta; Lepidoptera; Lycaenidae. The transcript has 11 exons. Gene Ontology annotation, cellular component: plasma membrane.
GUUAAGGCCUGCCCCUCCAUUAUAGCGUAGCCAAUUUUUGUUUUGAAUUGAAAUUAAAUACAAUUUAAUUCUAUUUAUCGUUAUUAAAUAGUUUUAUUUCAAAAUAAAAUAAUAAAUUUCAUUUAAAAUGACAUGGGGUUUUGUUACUUGCGGGCCAAAUGAGGCGCUUGUUGUAUCAGGAUGCUGCUACUCAAAGCCACUACUCGUGCCAGGAGGACGGGCAUUUGUGUGGCCGGCAGUGCAGCGGGUUCAGAGAAUAUCGCUAAACACCAUGACCUUGCAAGUGGAGUCACCCACUGUGUACACAAGUCAGGGUGUACCAAUCUCUGUCACUGGAAUAGCGCAGGUCAAAAUACAAGGUCAGAAUGCAGAAAUGUUGUUGUCGGCCUGUGAACAGUUUCUGGGCAAGUCGGAGCAGGAGAUACAGCACAUAGCCCUUGUUACCCUUGAAGGUCAUCAACGAGCAAUAAUGGGCUCUAUGACUGUAGAAGAGAUUUACAAAGACAGAAAAAUCUUCUCCAAAAAGGUAUUUGAAGUUGCUUCAAGUGACUUGAUCAAUAUGGGCAUUACAGUUGUGUCAUACACACUGAAAGACAUAAGAGAUGAUGAGGGUUACCUCAAAGCCCUCGGUAUGGCUCGAACGGCAGAAGUGAAACGAGACGCGAGAAUUGGAGAGGCUGAGGCACAAGCGGAGGCGCGGAUCAAGGAGGCGAUGGCAGAGGAACAGAGAAUGGCAGCCAAGUUCCUCAACGACACCGAAAUAUCCAAAGCCCAACGGGACUUCGAAUUGAAAAAGGCCGCUUACGAUGUCGAGGUGCAAACGAAAAAGGCCGAAGCCGAGAUGGCGUACGAGUUGCAAGCGGCCAAAACGAAGCAGCGCAUCAAGGAGGAACAGAUGCAAAUAGCCGUAGUGGAGCGGACACAGGAGAUCAACGUACAGAAGUGGGAGGUGCAACGCAAAGAGAAGGAACUUGAAGCUACAGUACGCAGGCCUGCGGAAGCGGAGAAAUUCAGAUUGGAGAAGAUAGCCGAAGCCAACCGGCUGAAGACCGUCCUCGAAGCCGAGGCCGAAGCCGAGGCGGUCAAAGUUCGCGCUGAGGCCGAGGCCUUCGCGAUCAAGGCACGCGCCGCCGCUGACGCCGAACAAAUGGCGAAGAAAGCCGACGCAUGGAAGGAGUAUGGUUCCGCCGCUAUGGUUGACAUGAUGCUCGACGUCCUGCCCAGGGUGGCGGCUGAAGUAGCUGCUCCGCUGUCACAAGCCCGCAAGGUGACGAUGGUGUCUUGCGGCGGUGGUGAAGUGGGUGCGGCCAAGCUGACCGGGGAGGUGCUGAGCAUCGUGCAGUGCAUACCGGAGCUGGUGAAGACCGUCACCGGAGUUGACAUCUCCAAGGUCAAGAACUUGACGGAGCCUUCUCUCAUCCCUACACCGACGGCGCGGGGGGACUCCGCUAGAAAAAUACGAUAACUGCUGAUACAUCAUUCUCGAGGGUCUUCGCACCGUGUAAAAGCUACAAAAUAGAGGUAAAGAGUGUUUAGAAUUGAGUUGCAUAAAUAUAAUAAAAGUAUUUCAACUAUCCUAGAAUCGAUCCGUCUUACACAGAGGUUAACUUUCCUGUUAGUUUGGUUGCUGUUUAAAGUUAAUGUAAUUUACAAU